CACUCCUCCUCUCCUACGUCUAGUGGUCUCGUCUUCAUCCCGGCAUGCAAGGCGCAGCAUGCAAGAUGGCUGCUUCCAUGCAUUUGAGUAUGGCUAAGUUGCCUCUACGCGUUUGUUUGCAGGGUGUGGAAUGUUUACUGAAUCCUGCGCACUUGCUUCCAUCCUCUGUCGUCGUCCCAGUGAGAACAAAAAAGCGAUAUGUUGUUCCCCCUGCUGUCAAGCAAAAUUAUACUACUCCAGAAGAGCAGCAAAAACGCUUCAGGGCUGCUGGAAUUGUGGUCCCUCAUGAACGCUUGGUACGCCCCAUAAAUAUUGCCUGCACAGCUGGGAUCUUCGAUCCAUAUGUUCCUCCAGAAGGGGAUGCCCGUGUGUCAUCUUUGUCAAAAGAGGGACUGAAGCAAAGGGCGGAGCAGUUCAGGCAGAGUGCAACUUCACAGCUGGCAAUUCGAAAGGUCAAAGAUCAUGAUCCUGACUUCAGGACCAAAACAUUUCCAGAAAAAGCCCAGGACAUCUUUAUUGAAGCUCACAAUAACUUAACAAACUUUAACAAACAGAAGCUUCACAGUCUAGUGACUGAACGCUGUUACCCGGAAUUGGUGCGAGGAAACAGAUACAAGACUAUCCGGUGGAGCUUUGUGGAAUCUUUGGCGCCCCCUAGGGUUGUUCAAGUCCGAUGCCCUGAUAUGGUGAGCAAAGGCAACCUGUAUGGGCAAGUGACAGUUCGAAUGCAUACCCGUCAGACUCUAGCUAUCUAUGACCGCUUUGGGCGGCUGAUGUAUGGUGGGGAGCAGAUACCAAAGGAUGUCCUGGAAUAUGUUGUGUUUGAGAGGCAUCUGGCCAACCCAUAUGGUCAAUGGAGAUUGCAUGGCAAGAUUAUUCCGUCUUGGGCACCACCAAAAGACCCCAUCACCAAGACUGUUAUGAUCCCAGGCUCAACUCUGGGACCUUCUCAAGAAUAUGAAGAAAUCAACUUCCCUGAAGUGGCACCAACUCAACAAGACUCAGUGGUACAAAUAAAUGUCAAAUGAAUGGCUCACAGUGAACAGAAUUCAGUAUGAGGCAAGGAGACUGCUCUUGAACUGUGUGCUGCCACCUUGGAAGCUUCUUGUAUGUUAUGCCUCUUUUCCAGUUCUCUGCGCUCACUGGAACACUUGUGCAUGUGUUUUGUGUGCAGGACUCUGGAAAAUAAAGCUUCAAGCUGUUCAAAGAUACAAGGGGCAUUCAUCAAACCACCAGAGCUCCUUUAUCUCUAAAGCUUUUUCAGUUUUCCUUGGGAGACCAAUUACGGUAUAUCUUCAAGUCCUGGUUGCAAUGGCCUGUUGUUCAUUGAUCAGUAAAGACAUACACAAGCA
Hemicordylus capensis (graceful crag lizard) is the source of this 1352-nucleotide messenger RNA. It is a transcript of the gene MRPL45, whose product is annotated as mitochondrial ribosomal protein L45. Gene Ontology annotation, cellular component: mitochondrion. The transcript has 8 exons. NCBI's taxonomy places the organism in Eukaryota, Metazoa, Chordata, Lepidosauria, Squamata, Cordylidae. The coding region runs from base 45 to 1028 and encodes 327 amino acids. The record is from RefSeq and is a predicted model, not a curated record.